Prorocentrum cordatum is the source of this 1569-nucleotide messenger RNA. Lineage: Eukaryota; Dinophyceae; Prorocentrales; Prorocentraceae. The record is from the annotation of a GenBank genome assembly.
AUGCUGGUUGAGAGCAACAGCGAGAGCGAGUCCCUUGAUUCCAGGAUCCAGAGCUCAUCGGGCUUCGGGGACGAGUGCUCGUCGGCGCUGGGUAGCGACGUCCUCCGAUGGCACGAGGCAGCAGAGCUGUCCGCGGUUGCAGGACAGCCCGCAUCAGGCCUUCAUGUCUUUCUGGCGGAUAGCGCGAGCAAUGGAGGGAGCAGCAGCCUGCACCCGAGCAGCGGAUGCGAGGAGAGCUCGGGCGCCUCGGCUCUGGACCGCCAGGGGCGGCCGCCAGUGUGCGAGCGGGACGGCUCCGUCAUGCAGAUCUCCGACCUCUUUCCGGUUCUCCUCUGCUCGAGGCCGCACUACAUUUGCAGCCGUUGCUUCGGCAGCUCCCGGCAGGGCCACCUGGGAGGCUCCUCGCGGAGGUGGACGUGCACAACGUGCCGGAACGACACCUGCUUGCAGUGCUUCCCGGAGGAGCCCACAGCGGAGCCGCCUACGCCAGCCGCCGUCCGCCCCGGCGCGCGCCCGGAGAGCGGCAGCGAAGGCGGCCAGGAGGAGAAGGAGGAGGACGAGCAAGAGGUCGCGGAGGAGUCCGUCUUGAUGGCGUCGAGGGGCAGCGCGCAGCACCUCGCUGGCACGUGCAGGCCAUGCAUGUUCGUGCACACCUGGGUGGGCUGCAGCGCCGGGGUCGACUGCAAGUUCUGCCACGCACCCGGGUGCAAGCGCAGACCCAGAGCGCGGGCGCGGCCGAGCAAGACCACACGGAUGCAUUGCAAACAGCUGGUCGCCUCGCUGGCUUCCGCGUGCGGCGGGGACAGCUCCCAGGCGGCGCAGGCAGCGGGUGCGAUGGCCGCCGAGAGCGCCUACAUGGCAUACUCGCCGCCAUGGGCAGACAGCUCCCCGGCCAGGCCGAAGAGGUCGCCCAGGGCGGCGCCGCGCACUCGUGGGAGCCGCAGCCUGCGGAGCCGACGGCGCUGCAGGGCUCGCCCAGCCAGUGGCCAGCCCAGUGGGGCGGCGGCCCAGGCCUGGCUGGCGUCGGGCCCGUCGGCGCGCCCUCGGCCAAGCAGCGCGCAGCGGUGGCCAAGCAGAAGGUCGACAAAGGAGCCGCCUCUGCCAGCAGCGGUGAGCCUCGGGGGCACUGGAUGCCGCCUGAAGUCAGAGCGACGCGGGCGCAGAUAUACGACUCGAGUUCCCCUUGAGCGGGAGGAGGCCCGAUGGGGGGAAGCAUUAUCUUGCCAGUUUCAAUCGGGGCAGGUGAUGACGUGGGUGGCGAGCCGCUCAGUGAUAGCGCUGUACAAGGAGGGUAGACGUUUGGACACGACUGAACGUGUGAGCAUACGAUAUGGAAUUGGGCAAGGGAAUUGCUUUCAAAUUAUAUGUAUCAUGGGGCUGUUCAGCUUGGAACGGUUUGCACUCCGUCGUUCUCUCUCUCUCUCUCUCUGUCUCUCCCUCUCUCUCUCUCUCUCUUUGUCGCUCUCUCUCUCUCUCUCUCUCUCUUUCUCCCUCUUCCUCUCCCUCAUUAUUGCUAUCUCUCUUCACUCGUACUGCUGCAGUUGUGCUCUGUGCGGGGCUGCAAACUGA